AUGUCGGCUACCGAAACCACUGCUGCUCCAUCUGCUGCGCUAGACACGACGGUAUCCUGCACCGAACUAGACGUUUCCAAGCUCCAUGCUCUCCCCUCCGAACAGCAAGAGUUAUAUCUCCUUACCUUCACCGCAGACCUAGUUCAGUAUACCGCAACGCUUGAUAAGACGGGACUAAUCUCUCAACAACGAUUUAUUAUUCAAGAAUUAUUUAAAAUUUUAAAACUUUCGUCACCUAGCCCUACUAGAGUUAUACGAAACAAUGUUGGCCGAUGUUUCAGUGCUAUCUUCAGCAAAGGGGACCGAAGUACACUCUACGACACGGUGACACAACUCUUGGGGAUACUUAAUGCCGGGAAGAAUGACGCGGAACUAAAGACGAAGUAUGCAGCCGCCGUUGCGAUAGGGGACAUAUAUACGGGUGCUGGUGACAGCCUUUUUACCCAGUCGAAUGUCGUCUGCUCCGCGUUGUUGAAACUCUUUAAAUCCGCCCAAAACCAUGCUGGAUUAAGGAGUUCGCUAUAUACUGCCUUAAAAAAAGUCAUUGCGGGGAUUGGUUCUCCCUUGAUUGAAUCGACAGCGAAAGAUAUCUGGAAACAUUCUCGACAUGCAGCCACGAACGAUAAGGCCAUCGCUGUGCAAGCUGGCGCCUGCUAUUGCCUUGAACAGUUGAUUAAAACCACUCCUUAUUUUGGCACACUGAGUGAUUUUGAGGGUCUGAAAGUUACUAUUUGGAAAGUCAUCGAGAGUCCUAGCCCUUCUGUAAGGCAUGCGGCCGCCUCCUGUCUUGCUGCCUUUCUCAUUAAAGCUUGGGCCCACGGACGUCAAACACAGAAUGUGCCGACCAUUCGACGGCCCAAGAAGCAACCCAAAAAGAAACCAACUUCUGCUGAUAAUGAUGAGGCACCAGAGAGAUCGCAGUCUCCUUCAAGUCGAAAAGCGGACGUUCACGUUUCAUUUCAACUUUCUGACCUCCUGAAACAACUUUCAACUCAAUAUUGCAGAAGUUCAACAGGAAAUCGAGCUAGGGCAGGAAUUGCCGUGUGCUAUAAACAGAUCCUGAGAAAUAUUGGAGACAACCUUGUUGAAGAACAUUAUACCGAAAUUGCUGGUCACUUUCUCGUCACUCUUCUGAAUCACCCAACCAUUAAUUAUAAUCGCUAUCGUCUCCUCAUGACUAGUAAAUAUGUAAAGAAUCUCUUGGAGGAUACCGUUGGCCGUGAAAUCCUUCGAGAGAAUAGUCAACUCAACGCCGCGAAGUGGCUGAUUAAUGGCGUGCUUAAAGAUUAUCCACAGGUAGUCCAGGAACGACCUGAGCCUAGCAAGCAUACGUUAAUAGGCGCUCUAAGUGCAUUGUCUUCUAUCAUAUCAUCCUUAGGCUCAGCACUUUCGGUGAUUGGGGACAGCUGUCGAGACGCACUCCUCCAAGUCCUCCAACACCCCGGUUAUACCGUUCAGAUACACACUACUCAGUGUCUGCGCAACUUUGUACUUGCAUGCCCUCAGCAGCUUCUCCUCUGUGUAACAGUCUGCAUGAAUAGCCUUAACAGGGAGCUUGGCCAACUGUCCACUCCACGGCAGUCCACACGACGAUGUCUUGGAUAUGCCCACGGGCUUGCGGCGAUGUUAAGCACAUCUCGUCUCCAACCACUUUAUGGUUCAGUCGACGUGUACGCCCAGGUCCUAUCGCGAGCCACAGAUCUUUUGAAAUCAAGUGGCAGCUCUGAACUGAGGAUUGCAAGCACUCAGAUUCAGAUAGCUUGGGUUUUAAUUGGCGGCUUGAUGCCCCUAGGCCCUAGCUUUACUAAAAUACAUCUCAACCAGCUCCUCCUGCUAUGGAAAAAUGCUCUUCCAAAACCUCUGCCUAAAGAUAAUUUAGCACAACGUGGUACUCUAGAGAUGAGCUUUUUGGCCCAUGUUCGGGAAUGCGCUCUUAGCUCGAUCUAUGUGUUUUUAGAAUUUAAUAGCAAACUCGUUACUGCGGAUGGGUCAAGGCGCAUUGCCACGAUGCUACAGAACACAGUUAUGUUUUUAGACAGCCUUCCGAAACUCAAAUCUGCGGAGGAUAUAUCUCAACGAUUAUCACCCUCGCUACAACUAAAAGACUUUGCUACCAUGAUUCGUCGGCGUGUAUUGCAAUGCUUUUCGAAAUUAAUCAACCUGGAACAUGCAAAUCCAGAGGUUCUUUCACUAUCAAAUAUCUUAGGUCUGGCAAUCUCGUCUUUCGCCGAUCCAGAUGUUAUUUCGGCAAACCCGUUUGAUACAUCUAUCGCUGCUUCAACUGCUCAUUUUGACAAUCUUUGGGAUCUCGAUGACAAUUUUGGUUUUGGAGUUACUGGCCUAGCACACGAGUUUGCCGUCGCGACCCUCUCAGGGCAUCAUAAAGGAGACAACUCUCAUGGUUGGAUGGCGAUGGAGUCAUCGGACCAAACAAUAGACAAUCUGUUAAUGUCCCCAACAUGUCAAGCGAUGGAACACGACUCUGUACUCUUAUAUGCUGUUACUGAUCGAAAAAAUGGCAUGUAUACCGACCCACCAGACACUGAAGUCGUGAAUGCAGCUAUCGCUCUAUUCGCAACGGCUCUGCCGUUGCAGUCCCCGAAAGUUCAGGAAAGUAGUUUGGAGCAAAUAGCAGCCUUACUCUCAGCCCAAAGUCUCAACCGCAAUCCAGGACGCAAGUCAGCUAUGACAGUUAAUAUUGCUAUAGCUCUACUAUUUACUCUUAAAGUUGCACUUAAUGAGACCCGAUCCGCUCCAGGAAGCCUAAAAUACCCUGCAACAGAAAAGGUUAUGCAAGAGCUUAUACAGACUUUCACUACUCAUCCUGAUCCAAUUGUGCGGUGUAUAGGGUGCGAAGCAUUGGGUCGUUUAUGCAAUUUAUCCGGAAACUCAUUCACUAGUAACCAGAUCAACUCUCUUGUCGAUUCGAUCGUGGAAAAUCGUGAUCCUGGAACCCGUGCUGGAUGCGCUAUAGCUCUAGGUUGCAUUCACUCUCAAGUCGGUGGUAUAGCUGCCGGUUUCCAUUUACAGACUAUUGUCGGUGUCCUCAUGUCGCUUUGCAGCGACCCUCACCCUGUGGUGCAUUUCUGGGCUCUUGAAGGGCUAGGAAAAGUGGCAUGGUCCGCUGGGUUGACCUUCUCUGCCUAUGUAUCAAGUUCUCUCGGCAUGCUGGCGAGGUUAUAUAUUUCAGACAGCCACAAUGAGGAGGCUUCAUCUUUGGCAACAUCCAACCUCGAGGUCGCGUUUCCAUCAACUGUAGCUAUCGGCCGAUGUGUUGAGUCGCUUAUCAAUGUCCUCGGUCCUGAUCUACGGGAUAUUUCAAAAACUCGGGAACUGGUUUUCACUCUCGUUAAGGAAUUUCAGUUAGAGAAAUCUACGGCUCUGAUUGCGGAGAGCUCAAAGUGCUUGGAUCACCUAUCUCUAUACGCUCCGAACCACAUGGACUUCUCUGCAUAUGUUCGGUGGCUUCAGCUGGAACUUGGAUCAAAGAAUGCGCUGAUUCGGGAUGCUGCUAUUCGGGGUUUCAAUAACUUGAUGAAGAGGGAUGCCGAUUUGGUCACUAGAACUGCAUCUCCUGGUCUUGAGGAUGAAUUAUGGCUUGCUUUUGACAAUGCGUCGGAUAGUGAGGUACUCAAAAACAUUAUCCGUAACUGGUUGCAACAAACUGGACUUACAGAUACCGAUAAUUGGAUACAGAGGUGUCAAAAAGUUCUUAUGAAGACCCGAUCCAAAGUUGAUGAUGCGCCUGCACCCACAACAGUAAAUACUGCCGCUCCUCAUGAUAUUCCAGAUGACGAAGUAGCAGGAUUUGCCACUGCAGUUGUAGGCGACCAUGGCGAACCCGUCAAUAAGUCCACCGCUGGCCAAGAGCUGCUGAAAUGGCAAACAAGAAGUUUCGUCAUGAGCUGUCUAAGCGAACUUUUGUCAAUGGUCAGCAAAAAAUUAUUGCCUGAUCAGACUAUACCUGCGGAAAUGGCGUUACAAGAGAGGAUUGGCGAUAUUAUUCGAAUGGCAUUUUCUGCAUCGACUGCCCAGGUAAUUGAACUUCGGAUCUGGGGUUUGAAGGUAAUUGAUCAGGUAUUAAAGAUGUUCGGCAAAACCCCAGAUCCUGAUUUUUCAGAAGUUUCACUCCUGGAGCAAUAUCAAGCUCAAAUUAGCUCCGCGCUAACCCCCGCCUUCGCUGCGGAUUCAUCCUGCGAGCUGGCUUCGGAGGCUAUCAAUGUUUGCGCUACUUUUGUUGGCACAGGGAUCGUAACUAAUGUAGAUCGGAUGGGUCGCAUUUUCAAGUUGCUAGUUGUUGGGCUGGAAAACUUUGCGAAAAAAUCAGAAAUCAGAGAGAUUGGCGAUCUCAAGGGGCUAAACUCCAAUGCACGUGUCAUGGUGAAGUUAGCUUUAUUCUCUGCGUGGGCUAGGUUACAGAUAGCCAGCAAUGACCAAAAUUACCUGGCUGAGAUCGUUCAACCGUUCACUGCUAUUCUUACCCCCUUGUGGCUUUCUUCCCUCCAAGAAUUCGCACGCCUGAGAUUUGAACCUGAAAUUUCGAUCGCACUUGGGCCAAGCGCUUCUGACAAUUUGGACGACGUCUAUGCAUCCUUGAACCGAGAAACUUUGUUGAAAUUUUAUCAAGAUUCCUGGUUAAAUCUAGUUGAUGCUAUUGCGAGCCUAGUCGAAAAAGACAGUGAAUUUGUCUUUGAUGCCCUUGAUGGGAAAAUCGAAUCUCCAAAGGAAGUAACUGAUGCCGAUAAGCCUCAGGUAAAUGGGGAGAAGAAGGGAAAAGGAAACCAUAUCAAUUACCGCGACGAACCAGUGGCAUUCUUUUUUGUUCUCUUCGGUCUUGCCUUUGAGGCUCUUGUUGCGCAAAGCAAUAGCCACUCAAAUCAGAGACUGGAGAUUCUACGGGCUUUGCAAAAGAUCCUACAUCCCUCCGUUGCUGGGAAUGCCGUUUAUCAAGACGCUGUAUUUUCUGAAACUAUGGAUACCUUGGACAGACUAGCAAUGACCGAAGGAUUUAGUAUACAGACUGUCAUUGUUCAAAUUGCCCGCAACUUGGCUCUCCAUCAUCAGUCCGCGUCAAGCAACGAGGCGCGACCCGAAAAUCUCUCGGAUGAUAUCGAGCAACUGUUCGAACUCACGCGGAACAUCAUUCUAGUCCUUGCUGGACUCCUCCCAAACCUAGGCGAAUCUUCCAAGCCCUCACGCUUCCACGUAUCUGACGACGCUGCUUCCCUCAUCAAACUAUCCCUCUCUUCGCUGGUCGACAUUACAUACGUUUUCCCCUCCAUAAUCCGCUCAGACCUCCGUGCCUGCAUCUUGCACAUAUUCACCACAAUCCUGGCCACAGGCAUCUGCCAGGCUGAAGUCGUCCCUCAAGCCCUCCCAAUCUUCCACCGCUUCAUCCAGGGAAUCUCUUGCCCUCCACCGCCAAACACCUCCCCAAUCCCAACAACCCCUGCCCUCUCCAUGCACCCUCCUCCCUCCGAGGAUCCGCAAAUAGUGUCCCGCCAAAUCCGUGGCUGCAUCUCCUGUCUCCUUCAAACUCUUACAAUCGCCCAACGCCGCGAAUCGGAAACAUCUCUCCCUUGUGCCAAAAAUACUCUCCUCUCCCUAACCAUCAUCCUCACAACUAGCAGUCACCAAAUCCCACCACAAGACCCCUUAAUCCCCCGCGUUCUUUCCGAAUUCCUUGACUGUUUGCAGGACUUUGGCCUCGCCACAGUCGCUGCGGGUUGUCUACGCUCAAUCCUUCUUAGCCCUCAAGCCCCAACCCCGCGCUCCGCGACUGACGACGCAAUAGCCCGCUUCCUUUUACCCCGACUCAUCGCGUUCAUCACUAGCAUGCCCGCCAGCGCUGGUAGUGAGCAUGAGAUACCCGUUGACCCCGAAAAUGUCAAAGGAGUCGUUACCCUUGCUCUUGUAUCGUGCAUUGGAUCAGGCACAAUUGCGCCGGGUGGAGUGCCAACAGCAUUGGCCUUAAUUAUCCCUGCGCUGUUGGUUCGGGCGAAGAAUGAAGGGAAGGGUGCCUAUAAAGAGAUAGCCGCCAGGCUUCUUGAACUAGCGAAGAUUCACGCUGUAACAUUCAGAGCCGUGGUGGCGGGUAUGGAUGCUGAGCGAAGAUCUUUUACAGAGGACAUCCUGAGGAGUGGCGGGAUUGUUGGCGAUGGCGGGAGGGAGGGGAGAGGUGGCACUGCUGCGGGAGUGGAAGGGGAGGAGAAGAAUGUGCCGAGCAUUGCGCUCCGGAUGGACUUUUAA
Messenger RNA from Paracoccidioides brasiliensis Pb18, 6249 nucleotides. RefSeq lists its product as uncharacterized. The coding region runs from base 1 to 6249 and encodes 2082 amino acids. The transcript has 6 exons. Gene Ontology annotation, cellular component: endocytic vesicle; membrane; Golgi apparatus. Gene Ontology annotation, biological process: intracellular protein localization; endocytosis; retrograde transport, endosome to Golgi. The record is from RefSeq and is a predicted model, not a curated record.